GUGGAACUCGCGCCCCUCAUAUGAGGCCCAUGUACCCGUCCAAAACAUUCCCGAACCUCUACACGCUGGCCACGGGUUUGUAUCCCGAGUCUCACGGGAUCGUGUGUAACUCCAUGUAUGAUCCCAUGUUCAAAGCUCAUUUCAGACUGAAAGGACAAGAGAAGCUCACUCACCGCUGGUGGGGCGGGCAGCCCGUUUGGAUCACAGCAGAGAAGCAGGGCGUGAAAGCUGGGACGUUCUUCUGGCCCCGGGUGAUUCCUCUGGAGCGGAGGAUCCUCACUACCCUGCAGUGGCUGCAGCUGCCUGAUGACGAGAGGCCGUAUGUCUAUGCUGUCCACUCAGAGCAGCCGGAUACAUAUGGACACAUCCUGGGUCCGCUGAGCAACGAGCUGGAUAACACUCUCAGGAAGAUCGAUAACAUCAUCGGUCAGCUGAUGAACGGCCUGAAACAGAUGAACCUCCAUCGCUGUGUGAACGUCAUCCUGGUGGGCGAUCAUGGAAUGGAGGAGUCUCAUUGUGAACGAACAGAGUAUUUGAGCUCUUACGGACUGGAUGUUGAUGCUAUCACACUGAUCCCAGGAUCCUCCGGAAGAAUCGGCCCCAAAAACGCCAACUCACCAUAUGAUCCGAAGGAGAUUGUAGCUAAUUUAACAUGUAAGAUGCCCAAUCAGCACUUCAAGCCAUACCUGAAGCAGCACCUGCCCAAACGCCUGCAUUACGCCAACAACAGACGCAUCGAAGACGUGCACCUGCUCAUGGACAGGAAGUGGCAUGUGGCCAGAUCUCCUGCUACCUGCGGCUUCUUUGGAGAUCAUGGCUUUGACAACAAGAUCAGCAGCAUGCAGACGAUCUUUCUGGGAUUUGGACCGGGCUUCAAUUUUAAGACAGAAGUGCCUGUUUUUGAGAACAUCGAGCUGUAUAACGUCAUGUGUGGUGAGAAAAUGCUGCCGGGUUUCUUAAAAUAG
Messenger RNA from Sinocyclocheilus rhinocerous, 965 nucleotides. Its product is annotated as ectonucleotide pyrophosphatase/phosphodiesterase family member 2-like. Lineage: Eukaryota; Metazoa; Chordata; Actinopteri; Cypriniformes; Cyprinidae. Gene Ontology annotation, molecular function: phosphatidylcholine lysophospholipase A1 activity; phosphodiesterase I activity; zinc ion binding. Gene Ontology annotation, biological process: phosphatidylcholine catabolic process. The record is from RefSeq and is a predicted model, not a curated record. The transcript is spliced from 11 exons. The coding region runs from base 21 to 965 and encodes 314 amino acids.